GAAUCAUAAUUAGAUUCUAUCUCAUCAAACCUCUCGACUCGUCUGGAUCAACUUACGUCGAGAAUCUCUCUGGAAUUUCUGAAGGCUCGGAGUCUGAUCAAAGUCCUGAAGGUACUGGCGUACCAAAUACAUGCAUAUACCUCUUUGACCUCUACGGAAAGAUACCCGCCGCCAUCGUUUGAAUUUCGGAUACGAUGUCUGAAGAUCGUCAAGGGAAAGACCUCAUACUCGCCGUGAACAGCGGUUCAUCCUCACUCAAGAUCUCCCUCUACCGUAUCGCACCCGCCUUCUCCCCCACUCCCUCCUCCCCCUCCUCCUCCAUCAGUUCCCUGGCACCAGGCCAAGAACCAGUCGAGCUUCUUCUCGUCAGCACAAUCUCAAAUCUCUCUGCUCCACCAGCUUCUUUCUCCUGGAAACCGUCGCCAACUUCGAGCACAAUAAACUUUGGCGAUAAGAUCAAGGAUUCGAAGAUCCAGAAGAUCACCUCGCAUACGAAUGCGUUUACGUAUUUUUUGGAACAUUUGAAGAAUGCGAGUGGGUUGGAGAAGGGGGCUAUAGGGAAAGUCUGUCACCGUGUCGUGCAUGGUGGGGAUUACGUCGAGCCGGAGAUUAUUGAUGAUCAGACUUAUGAGAGGAUACAGAGGUUAAGUGAUUUGGCUCCAUUACACAACGGUGCCGCUCUAACACUCAUCAAAGCAACACUGCAACACCUUCCCUCCGCAACCUCCAUCGCAUACUUCGAUACUAUCUUUCACCGUACUAUACCCCCACAUAUAUACUCGUACGCGAUAGACCCUGUCGUAGCCCGCGAAAGGGGGUUGAGAAAAUAUGGCUUCCACGGACUCAGUUACGCAUAUAUCCUCCGAACCCUCUCCACCCAUUUCACCGUCCCAGUCCCCACCACCCGCGGUCUAAAUCUCAUCAUCAUGCAUCUAGGAUCCGGUGCCUCAAUGGUGUGUAUCAAAGAUGGCAAGUCAUUUGAUACCACUAUGGGCUUAACACCUGUGAGUGGAUUACCCGGGGCAACGAGAUGUGGGAAUGUGGAUCCUAGUUUGGUUUUUCAUUGGUAUGGAAGUGUACAGGCUGCUGCCGAGGAGAAGGAGAAAGAGGCCGAGGCUCAGAAGGAGGAGGAGAAAGAGAAGGAGAAAGAUGGGGAUAGGAAGGAAACACAAGGGAAGGAGGCCGAUGGUGAUCCAGAUGGAGACACUGAUGACGACGGGGAUGGUAAGGAUGAUAUGGAUGGACCACACGGUGUAAGCCGACUAUCACACCGACACACGGCUGGUGUCGAUGUCCGCGUAACGAUCGCCGAGGAGAUCCUCAAUAGACGGAGUGGAUGGAAAGCAAUGACGGGUACGACUAACUUUGGCGAGAUCGUCGCCAAAGUCAAGGCAUCCUCCUCGUCCUCCACUACUUCGCCGGACGAACAAGGAGAACAGGUGGAUGCAGACGUAUACACGCUCGCGUUCAACCUGUUUCUGGAUAGGCUGUUAACGUACAUUGGGAGUUAUUAUCUGAAAUUGGGUGGAGAGAUUGAUGCGUUGGUGUUUGCGGGUGGGAUUGGGGAGAAGAGUCCGGAGUUGAGGGAAGCUAUUGGGAAGAGGGUGCAGUGUUUGGGGUUUAGUAUCGAUCUAGACAGGAACGCGAAUGUGGGGAACGCACAAGCGGGGGAAGGGGAAGACCAGAAGGUCGUCGAUAUUUCGGAGAAUUGGGAAGGUAAGAAUGGGAGGAAGGUUUUUGUCGUUUGGACGGAUGAACAGCUCGAAAUGGCAAGGCAGUGUUCGCUAGAUCCAAGGUUCUCGCAGUGAACAUUGAACUCUUAGCAGAAGUUCAUCGGUCCGACUUAACUGGCUAUAAUGGAGCCUGAAGGAACGGACAGUUGGAUUCGUAUCGUUGUAUGGUUAGGUGUAUGAUUAUUGAUACCUUCCGUUUUAUAAUACCAUCGUCUAUGAAUGUUUUGUUGAACUCGAAACUGGAUAACUUGGAUUGGUUAAAAGGCAGCAUUUGGAAGUCGAAUGGAUUUAAUUUUAAAUGUCAUUA
Somion occarium is the source of this 2040-nucleotide messenger RNA. Lineage: Eukaryota; Fungi; Basidiomycota; Agaricomycetes; Polyporales; Cerrenaceae. The record is from the annotation of a GenBank genome assembly.